ACAUCACCUUCUAUGUGUCUCAUCUGCUUCCUCCUGCAGCACAACACAAAGCAUCAUAAUUAUAAUAAAUACAUUAUUAAAAGAUCAUCAUGAUCAUGAAGGUGGAUUUUGAGGAGUGUCUGAAAGACUCGCCCCGUUUCCGGGCUGCUGUAGAAGACGUUGAGGGAGAUGUUGGGGAGCUGGAGUCUAAACUGGACAAGUUAGUGAAGCUGAGUAUUGGGAUGAUUGAUGCCGGUCGAGUUUACAGUCACGCUAACAGACAGUUCAUUAGCGGGAUCAGAGAUUUAGCACUGCAGUCCAGCAGAGAUGACGUCAUCGGGUCCAGUUUAGCUGCGUUUGCUGAGACACUGCAGGAGAUGAACAACUACCACACAAUCUUAUUUGACCAGGCCCAGCGAUCAGUGCGAUCUCAGCUUCAGACCUUCGUGAAGGAGGAUCUGAGGAAGUUUAAGGAGGUGAAGAAACAGUUUGAUAAAGCGAGUGAGGAGAAGGACGUGGCACUGGUAAAAAACGCUCAGGUUCCCCGGAACAAACCUCACGAAGUGGACGAGGCCACCAACACCCUCACCACCACCCGGAAGUGCUUCCGGCACAUCGCCCUCGACUACGUCCUGCAGAUCAAUGUUCUUCAGUCCAAGAAGAGACUGGAGCUUCUCAAAUCGAUGCUUUCGUUCAUGAACUCCAAUCUGAGCUUCUUCCAGCAGGGAUACACACUGUUCAGUGAUCUAGAGCCACUGAUGAAGCAGCUCGGGGACAGUUGGAUCAGCUGGUCAUCGACUCAGCAAAGGAGAAAAGAGACAUGGAGCAAAAACACUCAGCCAUCCAGCAGCAGGCUGCACUACAGGACUUGUCCUCUGAGGACUGUGGGCUGCAGGUCAGUGUGGACUGUGAGGAUGGAGUUACUCUCACACAUUACACACACACACACACCUGUAAUACUGCUCCAGUACUCACACACACCUCACACACACCCCACACAUGAUGAGUUGUAUGAUGUGUCCUGCAGGAGUUUAGGAGUUCAUAACUCUAAGGUGAGAUCACUGACACUCGACUCGUGGGAACCAGAACUGCUGAAGCUGAUGUGUGAGCUGGGUAAUGAGUUAAUUAAUCAGAUCUAUGAGGCUCGAAGAGGAGAGCUGUGCUGGAGGAAACCUCAGCCUGGAGACUCCAGGCAGGAAAUUGAGGCCUACAUAAGGGCCAAGUAUGUGGAGAGGAGGUUCGUGCGCAAGCAGGACUCACAAGAACAAAGGUCAAAGGUCAUGAUGCUGAGUAAACAUGACAAACAUCUGAAGGGCAGUGUUGAGUUCCUGCCCCCUCGGCCGCCUCCUCCCACCCCAAGAAUCCACCCCUCCUCCAAAAGCUCAGCGCCCCUCAGUGGCCAGGAGGCUCGGCGUGACUCGCUGUUCUGCCCGGAUGAGCUCGAUUCCCUCUUUUCCUACUUUGACACGUCGUCAAAGCUCCGGAGCCUGAAGAGUGCAGACAGUGGCAUUCACACCAGCACUGAUGGAAGCAGAGAAAUGCUCAAUUCUUCAUCCAACACCAGCCUGAGUGAACCAGACGUGCAGGAGGCGGAGCCUGUGCAUGAGUCUCCGCCCCUUCCUCCCUGUGUGGUGGAGUGUUCCCCCAGCCUGCUGCUGUACUGGGCAUCGUGUGCCUCCAGUUUGAGCGACAUGGUGGAGGCACUGGCCCUGGGCGCAGACGUUAACUGGGCACACGGCGAGGAUCAGAGGCGUACAGCGCUGAUGCAGGCAGUGCAGGGGGGUUCAUUACUUCCCUGUGAGUUCCUCCUGCAAAACUCGGCUAAUGUGGAUCAGCAGGAUGCUCGAGGAAGAGGAGCUCUUCACCAUGCUGCCAUGCUAGGACACACUGGACAAGUGUGUUUGUUCCUGAAACGUGGAGCGUCUCACAGUGCCUCAGACAUGGAAGGCAGGAGUCCACUGUCUAUCGCAAUGGAUACCACCAAUGCAGACAUCGUCACCAUUCUGCGCAUGGCGAAGGUGAACGAGGAGAUGAGGGAGUCACUGGAUCAGCCAACUCCGAGCUUUUAUUCUCACAGUCACUCCGAGCAGUACCGGAAAUGCAUCCAGGAGUUUAUCGCCCAGCAGCUGGAUAUGUGCUAACACAUCUAUACAACCUACACAGCAACCGACACAGCUGGAUAUGUGCUAACACAUCUAUACAACCUACACAGCAACCGACACAGCUGGAUAUGUGCUAACACACAUCUAUACAACCUACACAGCAACCGACACAGCUGGAUAUGUGCUAACACACCUCUAUACAACCUACAGAGCAACCGACACAGCUGGAUAUGUGCUAACACACCUCUAUACAACCUACAGAGCAACCGACACAGCUGGAUAUGUGCUAACAAACAUCUAUACAACCUACACAGCAACCGACACAGCUGGAUAUGUGCUAACACAACUCUAUACAACCUACACAGCAACCGACACAGCUGGAUAUGUGCUAACACACCUCUAUACAACCUACACAGCAACCGACACAGCUGGAUAUGUGCUAACACACAUCUAUACAACCUACACAGCAACCGACACAGCUGGAUAUGUGCUAUAACACACCUCUAUACAACCUACAGAGCAACCGACACAGCUGGAUAUGUUCUAACACACAUCUAUACAACCUACACAGCAACGACACAGCUGGAUAUGCGCUAACACACAUCUAUACAACCUACACAGCAACCGACACAGCUGGAUAUGUGCUAACACAUCUAUACAACCUACACAGCAACCGACACAGCUGGAUAUGUGCUAACACACCUCUAUACAACCUACACAGCAACCGACACAGCUGGAUAUGCGCUAACACAACUCUAUACAACCUACAGAGCAACCGACACAGCUGGAUAUGUGCUAACACACCUCUAUACAACCUACAGAGCAACCGACACAGCUGGAUAUGUGCUAACACAACUCUAUACAA
Messenger RNA from Silurus meridionalis, 2946 nucleotides. Its product is annotated as arf-GAP with coiled-coil, ANK repeat and PH domain-containing protein 2-like. The record is from RefSeq and is a predicted model, not a curated record. Gene Ontology annotation, cellular component: cytoplasm. The transcript is spliced from 20 exons. Lineage: Eukaryota; Metazoa; Chordata; Actinopteri; Siluriformes; Siluridae. Gene Ontology annotation, molecular function: protein binding; GTPase activator activity. Bases 90 to 2120 code for a protein of 676 amino acids.